This is a messenger RNA of Penicillium longicatenatum, 1140 nucleotides long. RefSeq names its product fungal specific transcription factor domain-containing protein. The transcript is spliced from 4 exons. The coding region runs from base 1 to 1140 and encodes 379 amino acids. The record is from RefSeq and is a predicted model, not a curated record. NCBI's taxonomy places the organism in Eukaryota, Fungi, Ascomycota, Eurotiomycetes, Eurotiales, Aspergillaceae.
AUGAGAAGUAAUACACCCUCGGUUCUAUGGCGUGCUUUUCGAUUGCUUACUCUCAAUUCGUCGUUCCGCAGAUACUCUAUGGAUGGUCCCGAUGAUUUUGGCUAUUCAAUGCGACAUAAAGCAAUAAGAAUGGCGGAACCAUUUGGCAUUGUGAAUAAUGCAAAAGGACUACGUCUAGAAAAGUCUUAUAUCUCCACGGACAUGAUAUCAUCUCUCAAGCGAACGGCGUGGGGUUUGUUUCAGAUCGAUACGAUUGUCCAUAUGAACUUCCUAAGACCAAGUCACAUCAAGGACUAUUUUGAUGAGUCAUGCAAGCUCUCUUUUAUAGCCAGGGAUACGUCUUGGAAGGUGCCGCACUCCCUUGAGGAUGUGGAGGUCAAGCAAGGAAUUUAUAACCGUCUGCGUCAAUGGAAGAAAGAACUCCCCCAGGUCUUUGAGCUGAAGGAGAAACCAGCACCGUAUAUUCUUGUCCUCAGGAUGCGCUACCACACGCUAGUGAUCAAUUUAUAUUGCUACGAUCUCCAAAACGGCAUUACGUCCUCAAAAGCUAGCAAAGACGCCUGUGGCUCCGCUCGCCCUCAUCAGGAUGCCAUGCAGACCGCGCUCUUCUCUGCGCGAGAGAUUGCCACUUUGAUCGAAGUGUACAGAGCGGAAUACGGACUAGUACAUUGUCAUCAAUUUGCUAUGUAUGCUAUCAAUGUUUCGCUAUUUUGCAUACUUGCGCAGGAGUCUUUUCAAAUUCUGGAUCCAGAUUUCUUAAGCCUCACUAGUGCAUUCUCCGUUCUUGCCUGCCGUUCGAGGGUGGGGAGACAUCUCUUUCAUGCGUUCAAGUUGUCUGUCCGCUCUAGGGAUUCAAUUGGAUGGAUGUUUAGCACCGACGAUGAUAUCCCUCCUGGGAUUAAGGACCUCUUUGGACCACGUGAAAAAACCGACGAACCGGACAAGUGGGAUCACUAUGCGGAAGGCUUGGCAGAGAUAGCUGGUGAAGUAAGCUUCCUCAGAGAACUUGGAAUGGAUCCUGCUAUACCUGGACUACUUGACAUGCUUAAGUGGUACGAGGUGCUGAGUAUUGGGAAAGAAACCAAGUGGAGAGGGAAAGAUUCAGACCAUGCUUUCUUGAAAUUCUUCGAAUGGUUAUAG